Messenger RNA from Closterium sp. Naga37s-1, 1503 nucleotides. Lineage: Eukaryota; Viridiplantae; Streptophyta; Zygnematophyceae; Desmidiales; Closteriaceae. The record is from the annotation of a GenBank genome assembly.
AUGCUUGACUCGACUCGUGUUCUGCUGGAUGAGAAUGGUACUGCAAAGCUUUCUGGAUACGGCGAGCACUUGGUUAUACCAGAAGAAGCUUCACAGAAGAUCCUGAUUAAUUCCAUCAAGAUGUCAGGUUAUUCAGGUAAUUCAUUUAUAGUACGAUGGCCUUCUGAGUGCAGCUCAGACGUUUAUGCGUUUGGAGUUUUGCUGUUGGAGUUGCUGACAGGACGAAAGGCUCUGGAUACGUCAAGAGGGUCACACGAAUCCCUCCUCGCCGAUUUUUUUAAGCCCAUGCUCAACGACACUCAAACUCUGCUUACGUACAUAGAUCCAAGGAUGCAGGAUCACGGUGCCGCUGGCUCGCUGGGAACGCAUUCGACGAGGGCCGGCGCGUUGGCGAAUGAUGUGGAAGAGACGCUUCUGCACCACGCGCGCAUGCUCGCGCGCGAGCGCAGCAAGCGCGCGGAAGACUCUGCGCGCCGAGAGGAAGCGGAGGCGCGGUGGCGGGCGGCGGAGCAAGAGGCGGACGGUCUCCGCCGUGAGCUGGCCGCGCUGCUUUCACGGAGAGCGGGGGACCCGGGAGUGUCCGCGACGGGCGUUGGGCAGGAGCGGUUAGGGGAAGCAGGCGCGGGGAUGGCGGGGAAGUUGGCGGAAUUAGAGCGCGAGAUGGCGGAGUUGCGGCGGGACGUGGGGGAGGUGACGCGGUGGGUGCGCAGGAGCGAGAUGCGCGCGCGGGAGGGAUGGCGCGCGGUGGAGGGGAUGAUGGGGGGAAUGCGGAGGCGGAUGGAUAGAACGAGAGGGGAGGAAGGCGCGCCAGGAGGCGGAGGAGGGGUAAGCAGCGUGGGCGCAGAGGAGCGCGCAGGGGAGCGCGCAGGGGAGGAAUCCGGAGAUGAAGCGGGGAGGAGAAAUUGUGAAAUGCGAGAGGGGCUUGGAGAUGCGUGGAGCAUGCUUGGAGUGUGGGGAGGCGAGGUUGUAGCAGGAAGGGGCAGCGGGAACGAGGGAGGAGGGGCGUGGGCAAGCGAGCUUGGGGAGGGGGAAACGGGCUGCGUGGGGGCUGCGGAGGGGAGAUGGCGGGAGAUAGGGCGGGGGAAGGAGAGAUGGGGGGGUAGAUGGGAGCGGGUGAUAAGGCGGAUCGGGGAUGUGGGGGCGAGAGUGCAGGGGGAGAGAUGGCAGCAGGUGGAGUUGGAGCAGCAAGUGGAGAGGGCAGGGCGGGAGGUGGCACGAGUUAAGGCGCUCCUUGGGCGAGCCAUGGGGGCGGAGGGGAAGAUAGACGACGAGGUGGGAGAGGCGGGGCAGGGAUAUGUGGGUAGUGAGGAAAGGGAGCAGGGGGACGGUUUGGCAGGGUUGAGAGUGGUAGGGGUUGGUGAAGUGGCAAAAGAAGAGAGUGCGGUAGCCAGGGGGGGGAUGGAAGGGGAGGUAGAGGGGACAGAGGGAGAGGAGGGAUCGGAGGGGAGGCGAGUGGGUAAGGACGGAGGGGACAUCGGAAAAACAGCGAGGGUGGAGGGGUAG